AUGAAAGAAGAAUUAUUGCUAUUUGCGGAUUAUAACGUCAUCUUGGUGAAUUGGUCAAAGGGCAGCAAGGCCGUCUACCAUCAAGCAGUGGCCAACAUUCGGGUCGUAGGAGCACAGAUUGCCCACCUCGUCAACACAAUGAUAUCGUUCAGAAUGAAUGCUUCUGACUUUCACAUUAUUGGCCACAGUCUUGGGAGUCAUACUGCUGGUUACGCUGGAGAAAGAGUUGCUGGACUUGGUCGAAUUUCAGGCCUUGACCCUGCUGGUCCUCUGUUUGAGAACACUGACACAAGAGUUUGCCUGGAUUCAUCGGACGCCAUGUUUGUUGACGUCAUACAUACCAAUGGGAAACCAUUGAUAUUACUAGGAUUUGGAACUUUGCAGCCUCUGGGUCACUUUGACUUUUAUCCUAAUUUGGGUCGUGCUAUGCCAGGCUGCAUACAAGAUGAGAUAUUACAUCUAAUAGAAGAAGAUAUUCCUGCAGGUUUAACAGAAAGUGUGACAUGUAGCCACUCUAGAGCUACCGCUUAUUAUAUUGAAAGUAUCAACUCAAAAUGCCCGUACACUGCCUACCCAUGUGAUAAUGAGGAGGACUUCAAGUCUGGAAAAUGUAAGACUUGUGCUACACACAGAUGUGUCAGAAUGGGUUUUCACGCCAAGCCGAGAGACGGGAGAAAUCAGAAAUAUUAUUUGAUCACGUCAGAUGAGAAGCAAUACUGCCAAUUUCAGUAUGAAACUGUGAUUAUAUUGAGUGGCAGUCCAACAUUUACAGGACGAGGACAUAUUCUGGUGAAUGUGACCGGCACGUUAGGUUAUUCUCCUUCAACCAAAGUCAGUCCAAAAUCUAGGACUUUCCGGAACAAUCAAACUAUAACUUUCACUUUAUCAAGCCCUUCAGACAUUGGUGAAAUCCUAUCUGUUAGUCUUCACUUUGACGUGGGCCGUCUUGAUUCAGUGCUAGGAAAAUUACUGCAGAGAUCAUCUCCGCGAAUUUACAUUAACAGAGUGGUCAUCUACAGAACAGAGUCCAAUCAAAAUGUAACAUUUUGUGCAGGAGACCAGCCAAUAGAGGACCAUCAAUCUGUCACUUUGGAUCGGCAAUAUGGGGUUGCAGAUGAAGUGUGUUACUAA
This is a messenger RNA of Biomphalaria glabrata, 1131 nucleotides long. RefSeq names its product inactive pancreatic lipase-related protein 1-like. Bases 1 to 1131 code for a protein of 376 amino acids. The record is from RefSeq and is a predicted model, not a curated record. The transcript is spliced from 9 exons. Gene Ontology annotation, molecular function: protein binding; lipase activity. Lineage: Eukaryota; Metazoa; Mollusca; Gastropoda; Planorbidae. Gene Ontology annotation, biological process: lipid metabolic process.